Messenger RNA from Fonticula alba, 3203 nucleotides. RefSeq lists its product as hypothetical. The coding region runs from base 42 to 2882 and encodes 946 amino acids. NCBI's taxonomy places the organism in Eukaryota, Rotosphaerida, Fonticulaceae. The record is from RefSeq and is a predicted model, not a curated record. The transcript has 3 exons.
CCCCUCCCCCUCCCCCCCACCUCCCCUCUCGAAAGACAAACAUGUCGAUCCCCGUCUUCUGGUCCUCGGAGCAGGCCCUGCCCGAUGACACUGUCAUGGUCGGCGGAGCCGAGUUCUCCAAGAACACCGUGGUCAUGAUCUCGCGGCUGAAUGACGACCCGCCGCGGGCCUUCGAGAGCCUGGCCCAGCGUGUCCAUCGCCCGGCACAGGCCUCCUAUGUCGGCACCGCGCGCGAGAAGUCCCCCCGGCGGGUGACGGCCCUGUCGCAGAUUUUCGACCACUCGCCGGUGGCCGAGCAGCACCAGCACCACCAUGCCGGGCACCAGCAUGGCAACCCGCACGAGGAGUUCCUGUGCGCCAGCGACGCGGACCUCCGCCAGCUGAUGGUCAGCGAGAUGGCCGCCGAGGUCAUCCAGUUCACGUCGUCCUCUUUGAAGUUCGUCGUGCCGGCCUCCUUUGCCGAGGGUGUUUUUGCCUUCUACCUGGCGGACACCACGCGCAAUGCCCGGAGCGCCGUGCGGCUGAUCAACCGGCCGGUUGUUUGGUGGCUGCACAAGCGCGUGGCCCAGCCGGCCGGGUCUUUCCAGAUCUUCGGCAAGGCCCUGGCCCCGUACUCGGGCAUCGCCGCCCGGCGCGCGGCCGCCAGCACGGCCUCCCGGUCCGCGUCGCAGGAUGACGCCGGCGAGCGCUGGUACGAUGCCAGUGACGCGGCCGGUGUCGGGGCCGGGGCCCGGGCCCAUGCCGCCGGCCCGAAGGCCGGCGCCGGCGCCGGCGCCGGCGCGGUGGCCCGCAUCGCCGAACGCCUUGGCCAUUUGGAUCUGGGCCACCGGCAGCCGGCGGCCGCCGGCGGCGGGGGCGGCCGGGGGCUGCCCUCGACAUCGGGCACGGCAUCUCCGCCGGCGCUUCCGCCCCGGCGCCACCACUCCUUCGACGAGCAGCACCACGACGACGACGACUCCCCUGCUGCCACCACCGGCGGCGGCAACCUGGAGGAUGACGGCGACAUGCUGGCCGAGUCUUCGUCCGUGGAAUCCUUCGUGCAGCUGACCCCGCCCGGGUCGGCGCGCGAGGGGGCCGUGGUGUGGGGCCGCGAGGCGGCCGUGGGCCGUCAUUCCCAAGCCUCCGGCCUCUCUUCGUCCUCCUCCUCCUCGGGCAGCGUCGAGGCCCAGGCCAACCAUGGCGUGCGCAUCCGCUUUGUGCGCAAGAACGACGGCCUGACCCGUGUCUUCGUCCUGCAGGAUGCCAGCAUCAACCAGUACUACCUGACGAUGCAGCUCCCGCGCGACAUGCAAACCGGCGAGUGGUAUGUCGACGUCCACAAUGGCUUUGGCGGUCCGACCACCUGGACCCCCUGCCCGGAUCUGCUGACCAUCGCCAAUUUGAAUGACAACUGGCCGACCAAGGUCUUCAAUGUCAAGGCCCUCGGUCUGGACAAGGCCCUGGCCGCGGCCAAGGACAAUGGCGGCGGCGUGGUGUACUUCCCCUCGGGCAAGUACUGGUUCUCUUCGCCGAUCACGGUUCCCCCCCGGACGACCCUCCUGGGCGAGGGGAUGGACACGGUGUCGCUGAAUUACAGCAAUGCCAACAACCCGAACAACAGCUACCUGAUCACCGGCACGUCCAUGCGCGUGGAGCACUUGACCAUCUACUGCAUGUCGCCGUAUGUCAAUGUGUUCCUCUGCCCGCGCGGGUCUUCCGACUGCCGGUUCCUCAGCGUGCGCUUCCGGUCCAACUGCUACAUGAAGAUGUUCACCGGCGACCCGAGCGACCGGACGCAGCAUCUCCGCAGCCGGUCGGUCUUCAACAUGAUGACCGACAACUUCGAGAUCCGGGACUGCGACAUCUACUGCAACAACUUCUGCCUCUUCCUGGAGGGUGCCAGUGACGGUGAGAUUGUCAACAACAAGUUCUACUUCGGCGGCCAGGGAUACAGCCUCAAUGCCUGCGACCGGCUGUCCAUCAUCGGGAAUUCCUUCAUCGGCAACACCUUCGAUGCUGUGGGCAAUGGCAUUAGCAGCAACUCCUACAACAUGAACAAGAAGUACUCCGAGCGCAUCUUCUACUUCGACAACUUCCACCAGCAUGUGUACGGCAACAACCGCGAGAUCAUGACCCUGGAUGGGGCCGGCGGGUGCUACUAUGGCGGGGUGUCGGCCGUCCGGGGCAACACCGUCACCAUCAGCGGCAACCCCAACUACAAGCCGGACACCAUGCCGGACACCAUCAAGCGCGACUGGCGCAACGGCAUGAUGGCCAUCAUCAAGGGCAAGGGCGCCGGCCAAUACCGGCGCAUUGUGUCCAGCACCGACAAGGAGUGGGUCUUGGAUGAGCCCUUCGUCGUGACCCCGGACUCCAGCAGUGUCAUCACCAUCACCUACUACCGCGGGCACUACCUCUUCCUGGGCAAUGUCUGGGAGGAUGGCGGCCCGGUGCAGCUGUACGGCUGCGCCAUGGAGUGCGUGGUGGCCGAGAAUGUGGGCCGGCGCAUGGGCGGCUUUGCCAACUGGUCGCUGGACCCGCAUAACAUGGGCCUGCAGCCGUCCUUCAACAAUGUCUUCAGCGAGAACCUCGUGGAGGAGGGCCUCGGCUUCGGGACCGACUACUCGGUCUUCUGGUGCACGGGCUUCCACGCGGUCCCGGAUGAGCACAUCACCCGGUUCAUCGAGUGGCGCCGCAACCACUCCCUCAACAACGCCUACUUCCGGAGCACCAAGAACAUGACCGACUGUGUCUUCGAGAAGAACGACUUCCGCAACGCCGACCUCUUCAUGAACACCAAGGAGAUCACCAGCAAGGAUUGCGUCCUGCGCAAGAACAAGCUGACCAACAUCCCGCGUCUGAUCGACGGCCCGGGGGCCACCCUGUGGAAGAUCAUCAUCUAAGCGGGUGCGGGAGGAGGGGGGGGGGCCGGAGCGCCAUGCCAAUGCGCGGCAUUCUGUGUGCGUGUGCAUGUGCUGCUCUCUCCCCCCUCUUCCGGCCUCGCCCCGCGUGUGUCUCCCGGGGGCCUUCUUCUCCUUCGGGGGCGAAAAGGGCACACGAGCAUAUCUAUCCUCCCUGCACACUUCCUCUUUGCUCUCCUCCCCCCCCCCCUCUUUUUGUACCAUAUAGUCUCCCCUCUUCUUGCGCGCGCGCGCAUCCCCCAUUCCCAGGCCAAAAAGACAAAAAAUAUAUCCCUCUUUUUCUCUCCCCCACGGAGCAUCCCA